Aspergillus affinis is the source of this 339-nucleotide messenger RNA. Its product is annotated as CVNH domain-containing protein. The transcript has 3 exons. Bases 1 to 339 code for a protein of 112 amino acids. The record is from RefSeq and is a predicted model, not a curated record. NCBI's taxonomy places the organism in Eukaryota, Fungi, Ascomycota, Eurotiomycetes, Eurotiales, Aspergillaceae.
AUGUCUCUUCUUCAUGAAAAUUGCGACCUGAUUCGGAUCGAAGUCCGUGACGAUCACACUGUCCUCCUUGCCUCAGCCAACAACGGUGAAGAGUCCGUUCCUGUGGAAUUAGUCCUGGAUGAAGAGAUUGGUAACGGAGAUGGUUGGUUCGUUCGCGGCGACAGCAAUUUCACAGAGACCGCUGAAGACAUCGAGUUGGAUAUCCGGGACGACGGACCAUGGUUGACUGCACGGCUCUCCGCAGCCGAUGGAGAAGAAAGAGAAACGCAGGGAAUUAACCUGGCUCUCCAUAUCGAGAACCAGAAUGGCGAGCUUGUAUGGGUUGAGCCAAAGGAAUAA